This is a messenger RNA of Apodemus sylvaticus (European woodmouse), 4240 nucleotides long. RefSeq names its product crumbs cell polarity complex component 2 (gene Crb2). Bases 55 to 3897 code for a protein of 1280 amino acids. Gene Ontology annotation, cellular component: plasma membrane; protein-containing complex. Gene Ontology annotation, biological process: establishment or maintenance of epithelial cell apical/basal polarity; heterophilic cell-cell adhesion. Gene Ontology annotation, molecular function: calcium ion binding. The record is from RefSeq and is a predicted model, not a curated record. Lineage: Eukaryota; Metazoa; Chordata; Mammalia; Rodentia; Muridae. The transcript has 13 exons.
GGGGCGCGGAGCCCGCCGAGCAGAGGUUCCCACAGGCAGGCAGAGCCGCCUGCCAUGGCGCUGGUGGGGCCUGUGAUCUGGGGCCCUAGACGAGGUGUCUACCUCCUCCUCCUCCUGCUGCUGCUGCUGCUGCCGCCCUGGGUCCUGGCUGGGUUGGUUCCUUCAGAGACUCCAAGUGUCUGUGCCUCAGACCCAUGUGCUCCAGGGACCAAGUGCCAGGCUACAGAAAGUGGUGGCUACGCCUGUGAGCCCUUAGGGCUUGGAGGCUGUGCUACUCAGCCAUGCCACCACGGUGCACUGUGUGUGUCCCAGGGCCCAGAUCCUAAUGGCUUCCGUUGCUACUGUGUGCCUGGAUUCCAGGGACCCCACUGUGAACUGGACAUCGAUGAGUGUGCAUCCCAGCCUUGUCACCAUGGGGGCACCUGCCAAAACCUGGCGGAUCACUACGAGUGCCACUGCCCCCUGGGCUAUGCAGGCGUGACCUGUGAGGCCGAGGUGGACGAGUGCUCGUCAGCGCCCUGCCUGCACGGAGGCUCGUGCCUGGACGGUGUGGGCUCCUACCGCUGCGUGUGCGCGCCGGGAUACGCGGGCGCGAGCUGCCAGCUGGACGUGGACGAGUGCCAGAGCCAGCCGUGCGCGCACGGUGGCGUGUGUCACGACCUGGUCAACGGUUUCCGGUGCGACUGCGCGGACACGGGUUACGAAGGCGCGCGCUGCGAGCAGGAGGUGCUGGAGUGUGCCUCUGCGCCCUGCGCGCACAACGCGUCCUGCCUCGACGGCUUCCGGAGCUUCCGCUGCCUCUGCUGGCCAGGCUUCAGUGGAGAGCGGUGCGAAGUGGAUGAGGAUGAGUGUGCAUCGGAUCCCUGUCAUAACGGGGCCCGGUGCUUGCAGCGCUCUGACCCGACCUUGUAUGGGGGUGAUCAGGCCACCUUCCCGGGAGCCUUCAGCUUCAGCCACGCUGCCGGCUUCCUUUGCAGCUGUCGUCCAGGCUUUGCCGGGAAUGACUGCAGUGUGGACGUGGAUGAGUGCGCCUCAGGACCGUGCCUCAACGGAGGCAGCUGCCAGGACCUGCCCGAUGGUUUCCAGUGCUACUGCCCGGAUGGGUACACAGGCCUGACUUGUCAGGAAGACAUGGACGAAUGCCAAUCAGAGCCAUGCCUGCAUGGCGGAACCUGCAGCGACACUGUAGCAGGCUACAUCUGCCAGUGCCCCGAGGCCUGGGGUGGACAUGACUGUUCUGUGCAGCUCACAGGCUGCCAGGGCCACACCUGCCCACUGGUUGCCACCUGCGUGCCCACCUUUGAGUCUGGCCUCCACAGUUAUUUCUGCCGCUGCCCACCUGGGACCUCUGGGCCUUUCUGUGGCCAGAAUACUACCUUCUCGGUUGUGUCUGGGAGUUCUGUGUGGGGAUUGGUGCCAGCUGGUGCCUCCCUGGGUCUGGCCCUGAGAUUCCGUACCACGCUGCUUGCUGGAACCCUAGUUACUCUCAAGGACACUCGGGACAGCUUGGAGCUGGUUCUGGUGGGGGCCAUGCUGCGAGCCACACUCUGGAGACAUGGUUCUGCUGCACUUGUCCUUACGCUGCCUGACCUAGCCUUAAAUGACGGGCAUUGGCACCAGGUGGAAGUGGUGUUCCACCUGGGAGCCCUGGAGCUGCGGCUCUGGCAUGAGGGCUGCUGGGGCCAGCUCUGUGUGGCCUCUGGUCCUGUGGCUACAGGUCCUACAGCCUCGGUGGCCUCUGGGCCUCCGGGGCCCUACUCUAUCUAUCUGGGCGGCAGGGCCUUUGCAGGCUGCUUCCAGGAUGUGCGUGUGGAAGGGCACCUUCUGCUGCCUGAGGAGCUCAAUGGAAACGUGUUCCUGGGUUGUGAGCGCAGGGAACCUUGCCAGCCUCUGCCCUGUGCCCAUGGAGGGGCCUGCGUGGACCUGUGGACUCACUUCCGCUGCGACUGCCUGAGACCUUACCAUGGGUCCACAUGCACUGAUGAGGUUCCUGCUGCCACCUUUGGCUUGGGCGGCGCCAUGAGCUCCGCCUCCUUCCUGCUCCACCAGCUGCUAGGCCCAAACCUCACUGUGUCCUUUUUCCUCCGUACACGUGAGCCUGCCGGCCUGCUGCUCCAGUUUGUCAAUGAUUCAGUUGCUACCCUAACUGUGUCCCUGAGCGAGGGCCAGAUCCAGGCUGAGGUGCUGGGUCAGCCAGCUGUGAUCCUGCUCGGGCGCUGGGAUGAUGGACUCCCCCACUUGGUGACGCUCAGCUUUGGGCCUGACCAGCUGCAGGACCUGGGCCAGCGGCUGUAUGUGGGUGGGAGGGUCUCCCCGGAUGACACCCAGCCCUGGGGUGGGCCCUUCCGAGGCUGCCUCCAGGACCUACGACUCAACGGCAUCCACCUCCCCUUCUUCUCUUCUCCGAUGGAGAACUCAAGCUGGCCCAGUGACCUGGAAGCCGGCCAGUCGUCCAACCUCACCCAGGGCUGUGUCUCGGAGGACGUGUGCAGUCCCAAUCCCUGUUUCAAUGGUGGAACGUGCCACGUCACUUGGAAUGACUUCUACUGCACCUGCUCCGACAACUUCACAGGGCCCACCUGUGCCCAGCAGCGAUGGUGCCCCAGGCAGCCGUGCCUGCCGCCUGCCACCUGUGAGGAGGUUCCGGAUGGCUUUGUGUGUGUGGCCGAGGCCACGUUCCGCGAGGGCCCUCCUGCUGUGUUCACAGGCCACAACGUGUCCUCCUCGCUCAGCGGCCUCACCCUGGCCUUCCGCACGCGCGACCCGGAGGCUGGGCUGCUGCGCGCCGCCUCCGCCGCGGGUGCCAACUCCAGCGUCUGGCUGGCGGUGCGCAACGGCUCGCUGGCCGUAGAUGUGACGGGCUCCGUGCUGCCAGCGCCCGGGCCGCCCGUGGCCGACGGCGCCUGGCAUCGCGUGCGCCUCGCCCGGGAGUUCCCACAGGCUGCUGCCUCGCGGUGGCUGCUGUGGCUGGAUGGCGCGGCGACACCCGUGGCUUUGCACGGCUUGGGCGGCGACCUGGGCUUCCUGCAGGGCCCGGGUGCCGUGCCUCUGCUGCUGGCCGAGAACUUCACGGGCUGCCUGGGCCGCGUGGCGCUCGGCGGCCUCCCGUUACCCUUGGCGCCACCGAGGUCCGGCGCGAUGUCUGGGGCGCGCGAGCACUUCGUGGCCUGGCCCGGGUCUCCGGCCGUGAGCCUCGGCUGCCGCGGCGGGCCCGUCUGCUCGCCCUCGCCCUGCCUGCACGGCGGCGCCUGCCACGACCUCUUCGAUGUCUUCGCUUGCUCCUGCGACCCCGCCUGGGAAGGACCCCGCUGCGAGGUCCUCGCUGACCCAUGUCGCUCGUCUCCCUGUGUCCGGGGCCAAUGUCACGCGCGCCCUGACGGCCGCUUCGAGUGUCGCUGCCCUCCGGGCUUUUCCGGCCCUCGCUGCAGGUGGCCAAUCCGGCCUCAGGGAUGUCACCUCAACUCCACCUGCAAGGAUGGCACCCCUUGUGAAGGUGGCGCCUUGGGCACCAACUGCAGUUGCCAGGAAGGCCUUGUCGGCCUCAGAUGUCAGAGUCUCGACCAGCCCUGUGAAGCCAGCCCUUGCUUGAACGGGGGCACCUGCCGGGUGGCCGGUGGCGUAUUUGAAUGUACUUGCAGUGCAGGAUUCUCUGGCCAGUUCUGUGAAGUGGUGAAAACCCUGCCUCUGCCCCUGCCAUUCCCACUGCUGGAGGUGGCAGUGCCCGCAGCCUGUGCCUGCCUCCUCCUCCUCCUCCUGGGCCUCCUCUCAGGAAUCUUGGCUGCCAGAAAGCGCCGCCAGUCUGAGGGCACUUACAGCCCAAGCCAGCAGGAGGUGGCCGGGGCUCGACUGGAGAUGGACAGUGUCCUCAAGGUGCCACCAGAGGAGAGACUCAUCUAGGCUUGCCUGGCUGCUGGUGCCAUGUCCUGAAGGUCCUAAAGGGCCACCGCAGGACUUUUACCUGGAGACCCAAGGAGACUGCUUCCGGAACUGGGACAUCCACAGGAUGCGCCCCCGUGGUUGGCAGUCCUUGCCCUGUCCAUCAUGGACUCGGGAAAUGGGGAACAACUCAGGGAAGCAGAGGAGGCUGUGAGAGUGUGCACUUCUCUGACCUCCUGGGCUGUGUACAGGGCACAUGUGGGUGCCCAUGGUGUGACAGGGUGUGUGCAUUUCUGUUUGUGUAUGUGUGUCUGUGCAUCUUUCUGUCUGAGGAAGAGGAGGAAAGAGAGAAGAGAGGAGGGGA